CCCGCCGCGCUCCGCUCCCCGCCCCGCCGGCCCGGCCCUGUGCAUUGUGGUCCGGCGGCGGGGGGCGAACAUGGCCGAGAAGCAGAAGCACGAUGGGCGGGUGAAGAUCGGCCACUACGUGCUGGGGGACACGCUGGGGGUCGGCACCUUCGGCAAAGUCAAGAUUGGUGAACACCAGCUGACAGGGCACAAGGUAGCAGUGAAAAUACUGAACAGGCAGAAAAUCCGCAGCCUGGAUGUGGUGGGCAAGAUCAAACGGGAAAUUCAAAACCUGAAGCUCUUCCGGCACCCUCACAUCAUCAAGCUGUAUCAGGUCAUCAGCACACCAACAGACUUCUUCAUGGUCAUGGAGUACGUGUCGGGCGGGGAACUGUUUGAUUACAUCUGUAAGCACGGACGUGUCGAGGAGGCAGAAGCUCGACGCCUUUUCCAGCAGAUCCUCUCCGCCGUGGAUUACUGCCACAGGCACAUGGUUGUGCACAGGGACCUGAAGCCGGAGAACGUGCUGCUGGACGCACACAUGAAUGCAAAGAUAGCUGAUUUCGGACUGUCCAACAUGAUGUCAGAUGGUGAAUUUCUACGCACCAGCUGCGGUUCCCCAAAUUAUGCAGCCCCUGAAGUCAUCUCUGGAAGGCUCUAUGCUGGCCCAGAGGUGGACAUCUGGAGCUGUGGUGUCAUCCUCUACGCCCUGCUCUGUGGCACUCUGCCUUUUGACGACGAGCAUGUCCCCACCCUGUUCAAGAAGAUCCGUGGGGGAGUGUUUUACAUCCCUGAAUACCUCAACCGCUCCGUGGCCACGCUCCUCAUGCACAUGCUGCAGGUGGACCCCCUCAAGAGAGCCACCAUCAAGGACAUCAGGGAACACGAGUGGUUCAAGGAAGAGCUGCCCAGCUACCUGUUCCCAGAGGACCCUUCCUACGACGCCACGGUCAUCGACGACGACGCGGUGCGGGAGGUGUGCGAGAAGUUUGAGUGCACGGAGUCGGAGGUGAUGAACAGCCUGUACAGCGGCGACCCGCAGGACCAGCUGGCCGUGGCCUACCACCUGGUCAUCGACAACCGCCGCAUCAUGAACCAGGCCAGCGAGUUCUACCUGGCCUCCAGCCCUCCCACCGGCUCCUUCAUGGACGACAGCGCCCUGCACAUCCCUCCGGGCGUGAAGCCGCACCCCGAGCGCAUGCCGCCGCUCAUCGCCGACAGCCCCAAGGCCCGCUGCCCCCUGGACGCCCUCAACACCACCAAGCCAAAGCCCCUGACUGUCAAAAAGGCCAAGUGGCACCUGGGGAUCCGCAGCCAGAGCAAGCCCUAUGACAUUAUGGCCGAGGUGUACCGGGCUAUGAAGCAGCUGGACUUCGAGUGGAAGGUGGUGAACGCCUACCACCUGCGGGUGCGCCGCAAGAACCCCGUCACCGGCAACUACGUCAAGAUGAGCCUGCAGCUCUACCAGGUGGACAACCGCAGCUAUCUGCUGGACUUCAAAAGCAUCGAUGACGAGGUGAUGGAGCAGAGGUCUGGCUCCUCCACGCCCCAGCGCUCCUGCUCGGCCGCGGGUUUGCACCGGCCGCGCCUGAGCAUCGACGCGGCGGCGGCCACCGAGUGCCAGUCGCUGAUGGGCUCCCUGAGCGGCUCCUUCGUGGGCAGCAUCCCCUCGGUGCCCCCGCGCCUGGGCAGCCACACCAUGGACUUCUUCGAGAUGUGCGCCAGCCUCAUCAUGGCCCUGGCGCGCUGAUGGCCGCCUCUGCGUGCCGUCAGGAUCCGCGCUGACUCGUCCGCCCCUCCUCUCUUAUGCGUCCAUGUUCUUCCUCCUCCUCCUCUUCCUCCCCUCGCCGCCCCCCAGCCCGUAGCACAGGUCCAAGUCCAGGCCCCAGACAUGUCCCCCUCUAGCAAGGCACCAAGGAAAUCAACUUAAUUUCUCUCCUUGUGCCUGGCGAAAUGUAUCCAAUACCCUCUUUUUGGUUUUUUUUUUUCCUUUCCUCGUCAACCCCAUGGGAAGUGUCAAGGCUGUAAAGUAACAAAGGUAUCGCUGAGUUUUUGGAAAACUGCCUCCCCCCUGGUUCAUCCUGAGGUAAUGGAGGUAUAGCCAAGCUUCCUGUGGGGGGUUUGAUGUUUCCCUGAUGCUGUGCAGAGCAGGGCUGAGCCAGGGCAAAGGGGUUGACCACGAGCUCUGUGGAAUGGAGUGGAGGGUGAGGAAGCAGCUCUGCAGUGUUCACACCCAGAUACUGGCCCCUCUAACGCUUUUCUCCCCGAAGCAGCAGCUGCCUGGACGCUUCCGCACUAGUGCAAUAUGACCUCCCUCCCCUCUCUUUUUCCCCUCUGCUGAAGAUGGGGAGGGAAGGUGGGAUGUGCAGAGGUCCUGGUGCAAACCUGCCCUGGGGAGGUCUCCCCGUGCCCAGCCUUUGCAGAGGCGUGUCCCUAAGGUGCUUUAUUUCCUCCCGAGAGCUCCGGACAGCACUGACCCGCUCGCCACACUCGGAGCUGAAGGCAGAUUUCCUUAAUUCACCACCUCCCCCCAGCCUGCUCCCCUUCCCCUGCCUCACCACGGCCUCCAGGGGCUGAAUCCCAAGCAGGGUGAGCAGAGGGCAGGAUCUGGAUCACCCACCUGAAAACCCAGCGCUUCACCCCGGGGUUGGGAUCGUCCCCAGUGGGCAGGAGCCAUCAGCAGCGCGCAGCUCCGGAGCACUCACCUCUCACCUUUUCCCUAGGAAGCUCUGCCUGCUGUCACCUCCCCAAAAUCACUGCCAAAUCUGCCUUCCCUGCUGCUGGACGCUCGCUGCCCCUGCCCAAGGGCUCUCCCGUCCUGCUGCUGCCCACUGGACUGUGAGCUUCGCCACGCCGCUGACCAGGCAGGCAUAUCCCAACCCGGAAUUUUACUGUUCCUUUGCUACUGGCUAUCUGAAGGAUGGGAUUUUAUUUUUUAAGACGAACCGCGGGGAUUUUUAAGGUUGAAUUCUUGGUACACAAGGGUAAACCCUUGAUGCACGUGUGACUUCUUUGUUUAAAAGGGUUAUUAAUUUUUUAUUACAUGGGAUUAAUCUAAUGGGCAGCGUUGGCAUCUCCUUGGCUUUGACAUGGUAUUUAAAUCCACUUACUUGAUUAUGAAGUGAUAGUCUAAUCAAGGAACAAAUGCUUUAUGAAAGCUUUGCCAAAAAAAAUCCUGGGGGGAUGGUUGGUUUUGUUCUGUUGUUUUUGGGUUUUUUUUUUCAUGUUCUGUUUUAAGAAACAAAGCAAAGAACUUCUGGUCCCAGUUAUGCAGUCAUUCAACUUGAAAAAAAUAUUAAUCUGUCUUUUUGAUAGCUUCUUAUGACCCCUUGAGGUUUUUUCCUAGGUUGUUGUUUUUUUGUACAGUUGCACUUUAAUUUAUACUUUCUGCAAGUUUGUAUGAGAAGCAAGGAAGAGAACAACACAUUAAGCCUUUUUUACUGAUCAUUUAAGGUAAUCAAGACAAACACAGGAUAUUUUUGCCAUCUACUGGCAGUUAAAUGGACCUUUUCAGCUUGAAGUCCUUUUUUUUUUAUAAAGAACCACAAAAUUGCCUUACUUUUGUUACAGAUUGUGCUUGAAUCCUCACUAACAUGACUUUACAGCUCCAAUUUUUCCAGAAGCCACACAAAGUAGAAAGCUUCCAAAAAAAAA
This is a messenger RNA of Hirundo rustica (Barn swallow), 3633 nucleotides long. RefSeq names its product protein kinase AMP-activated catalytic subunit alpha 2 (gene PRKAA2). Gene Ontology annotation, molecular function: ATP binding; AMP-activated protein kinase activity. The transcript has 9 exons. Bases 71 to 1729 code for a protein of 552 amino acids. The record is from RefSeq and is a predicted model, not a curated record. Gene Ontology annotation, biological process: protein phosphorylation; intracellular signal transduction. Lineage: Eukaryota; Metazoa; Chordata; Aves; Passeriformes; Hirundinidae. Gene Ontology annotation, cellular component: cytoplasm.